This is a messenger RNA of Dendronephthya gigantea, 1839 nucleotides long. Its product is annotated as acylglycerol kinase, mitochondrial-like. Gene Ontology annotation, molecular function: ATP-dependent diacylglycerol kinase activity; acylglycerol kinase activity; ceramide kinase activity. Gene Ontology annotation, biological process: protein insertion into mitochondrial inner membrane; ceramide biosynthetic process. Bases 165 to 1379 code for a protein of 404 amino acids. The record is from RefSeq and is a predicted model, not a curated record. The transcript is spliced from 15 exons. Gene Ontology annotation, cellular component: TIM22 mitochondrial import inner membrane insertion complex; mitochondrion. Lineage: Eukaryota; Metazoa; Cnidaria; Anthozoa; Malacalcyonacea; Nephtheidae.
AAUAUUUUCACUAGCCUCUGUCAAUUUAAUGAACAAUGGGCCACCAUACGAUUUAAAAUUAUCGAGAAAAAAUCACUGAAAAAAUUCGAAAAACGCACACGUUUCGAGCGUGUCAGCGGAUUGUCACGUAAAAGGUGUUACUGACAGCGCAUUGGCACAAAAAAAUGAGUAGAAAUAUAAAACCUUGGUUUUAUACAAUCAGAAAACACCCAAAGAAGUGCAUUUUUGCUACCGCUGUAGGCCUAUGGGGGGUGAAUUUUGCUGUUAAACAGUUUAGAGAUUAUUUGCAAAGAAGAGAGUUCUGUUUUAAAGGAAAGAAAUAUGGAGAUGAAAAAAUUUUGGCAAUAAAAAGGCCAAGAAGAUUGCUGCUGUUUCUUAACCCAGAGGCAAAUGAUGGGAAAGCAUUGAAAUCAUAUGAAAGAGAUGCUGCUCCUAUUUUACAUCUUGGAGGAGUAGAAAUUACCACAAUCAAGACUGAUUAUGAAGGUCAGUGUAAAGCACUCACUCAAUAUCUUGAUCCAAGUAUAGAUGGAAUUGUUAUUGCAGGUGGUGAUGGUACGUUCUUAGAGGUACUUACUGGUCUGUUAAGAAGAAAAGACCAGAAUGAAAUUUCUAAAAUUCCUAUUGGAAUCAUUCCUCUUGGUCAUGACAACCGCAGUUACAGAAGUAUUAUUAAUGAUUCUUCUGAUGGAAAUGUUGUGAAAAUAGCGAAGUCCGCCCUCAAUAUUUUGGACAACAAAACGAAGAAUGUAAGCGUGAUGGAAAUCACAACAACUGAAGGGAAACCAACCUAUGCAGUCAGUCAUAUUGAAUGGGGACCUUUACAAGAUGCAAAAGAAAAUAAAAGAUUUUGGUGGACAGGACCAUUGAAACGACGUUUACCAUACCUUCUAGCAACGUUAAAGAAAUGGCCGCCGUCAGUUUCAGCACAACUAUCAUACAUAUCAACAACACAAGAUCAUGAUACGACUUCAAAAUUCGACGGAGAGGCUCCAGAACUACUUCAUGCCACUACAUCAAAUCAUUCGAUUGAACUUAGAGAAACGGUAGAAGAAAAAACGUUGGAAAAAAGCAGCCAAGUUUCCUUAGUUGGAUUCUUUGUCAAUUUAUUCCAAGAUACGAAAGAAACAUUUUUGCAGACAUCAAUGUUUUCGUCAGAUUUGAAUAAACUUGACUUCAUAAAAUGCGGUUGGAGACGGGAACGUGAAGGAAUCCUCUCUAAUCAAGAAAUGAAAACAACUGAAACAACGGAAUUUUAUCUCAGGCCCAUGAAUGAUCAGACUUCCUGGUACACAAUUGAUGGUGAAAAAUUUGAGGCAAGACCAAUUCACGUAAAGAUUUUACCAAACAAAAUUAGAGUGUUUUGUCCUUCAACGUAGUCGGGUGUGACCAAAUGGGGAGAGAGUUAGCCACACAAGAGAGGCGAGGUGUAAUUAGAAGUUGCUGUUCAACCUUGCGACUUGUGUUUGCACAGCAAAGCCGCAAACUUUAUCACCGUUACUGUCAUUGGGUGCUCAGUAUGACCUUCGUCAACGUCAUCACUGUCCAAUGAUAUUCUCCAAUUUUGAUGUCGAAAAACGUUUCCCUGCCUUGCAAUUUGAAAGUACCUUUUGUGACCGCAUGCAUGCACAUGAUGUGAAAAAUGUUCAAUGUGUCCAAUCAAAUGUUGCGCUUUUUCAAGAGCUUUUUGUUUGUCAUAUAAUUAUUCAUCUUGUCCCUAUCCUUUUACUAAGUGUUUCCUAAGUAUCAUCAUUCAAUAUAUCGUACGUGUUCAUUAGUACAACACACAAUAAUCCAUUCUGGGGUGAACUACGUAAAAAUGAAAUAAUCACAGCAGGU